This is a messenger RNA of Bathycoccus prasinos, 804 nucleotides long. RefSeq lists its product with no specific name. The transcript has a single exon. The record is from RefSeq and is a predicted model, not a curated record. Lineage: Eukaryota; Viridiplantae; Chlorophyta; Mamiellophyceae; Mamiellales; Bathycoccaceae. The coding region runs from base 1 to 804 and encodes 267 amino acids.
AUGGCUCGGACGAUCCUUGACAUCGCAAGAAAAUGUGUAAAAAAAGCAGGUUUAGAUGCUUACGAGCCGUCGGAUGUGCCAGUCCGCGCGCUCCUGCUCGUGAAGAUUGGUAAAAAUGAAGGAGAAAGAGACAAUAUCGAACAUGCAAAGACCACUUUUGAGAAGAAAAUACUAUCUGAAAGUAGAAUAAACAGUGCAAAAGAGACGGGAAGAACGUACAUAUAUACUGAAUCUCGGACACUUUGUGCACUAGUCGAUUCCUCAGCUGUUCAAAUACGAAAUAUUAUGGAAAAUCUUUGCCGCGUUGUCGUUGGUCAACCCGGCCUCUUUUGUUUUGCGAGAGUUUUAAGCGUUUAUAAAAUACCGCCUUCUCAAAGUAAAGACUGCUUCCGCGAUUAUCAAACGAAAGUGGUUACAAAAUCCGCUCAAGAACAGGAGCAAAAGCGUCAAGAAGAAGAAAAACAGCAAAUCUUAAUCGUGGAAGAACAAGCGGAAGAUUUAUCACGAAACAUAGAAGAAGACGAAGCUUCUGAAAUAUCGUCGUCUUUCGAGGAGGGAGAAGAAAAAGAAGAAAAAGAGGAAGACCAAAGAGGGAUCGCGAGAGCUGCGUGCAUUGAAACGUGCGUUCGUUUGGGUUCAGGUAUGCUCAAGAAAAAAUCCAGAGUAGGUCCGAUGAAUUUUGAUUUCGAUAGUUUACUCCAAUCCGAAUUCAUACCUACGCUUGAGGAAUAUCUAAAACUCUUCGCUAGUAAGCGUCUAAUUCUAAACAGAGACGACGAUUUCAUCUUUCCUAUUGUAUCAUAA